Rotaria sp. Silwood1 is the source of this 762-nucleotide messenger RNA. The record is from the annotation of a GenBank genome assembly. Lineage: Eukaryota; Metazoa; Rotifera; Eurotatoria; Philodinida; Philodinidae.
AUGGCAAAUAUUUAUUAUCAUGAUCAAAAUUUAUAUCAUUUUUUAUAUAUGUUGACAGUAUUUAUCCUUCUUAUACAAAAUUCAAUAUUAGCUAUUGCUCAAUCAAAUCAAUUUAUACCAACAGAUAUAUCUAAUUCUCGUUCAACAAUAACAGUAACAACAACAACAACAACAAUAUUAACAAUUUUAAAUAAUAAUGAUGAUAAUAAUAUUUAUGAAAAUGAAAUUGAAAAUAAUGCAGAAAAUAUCUAUGAUGAUGAUGAUGAAGAAGAAGAAGAGGAAGAUUUUAGAAUGGAUUCACCUUCAAGAACUGAUCCUCAAUUAAAAUUAAAUAAUAGUAUAACAUCACAUUUGAAUGAAGAAACACAAUUCAAUGAAUAUGAUGAUGAAAUAGGUUCUUAUCAAGAUGAUAGUGAUGAUGUAAAAAAUUAUAUGUUUGCUAAUACAAAACCUGGUAAUCGACCUGUAUCUAAACAUCCAAUAAUCGAUUCUAAUAAUAAACAAUCUUUUAUUUCUCAAUCAACAUCUCAAAUGCCAGUUGUUUCUUCACAUAUUUUGCGUAUUCUAUUUUCUAGACCAGCUAUUCUUAUUGGUAUUAUUGGUGGAAUAAGUAUUGGUAUGGUGUCAGCUAUUCUUCUUGUUAUGUUUAUAAUUUAUCGAAUGCGUAAAAAAGAUGAAGGUUCAUAUGCAUUAGAAGAAGGACCAAGCAAAUCACCAACACAUGCAUAUUCAAGAGUAGCAUCAAAAGAAUUUUAUGCUUGA